Molecule: messenger RNA, 2118 nt
Organism: Psilocybe cubensis
Lineage: Eukaryota; Fungi; Basidiomycota; Agaricomycetes; Agaricales; Agrocybaceae
Exons: 5
Coding region: 1-2118 (705 amino acids)
Biological process (GO): glycerol catabolic process
Cellular component (GO): cytosol
Molecular function (GO): glycerone kinase activity
Source: RefSeq, a predicted model, not a curated record
AUGAACACGAAACAUCUAUACAAUUCCGCUGAAGGCCUCGUCCUCAAGUCUCUGCGCGGUGCUGUAGCUCUGAACCCAAACGUAAUCCUUCACGAACCUUCGAAAACAGUGUAUACCCCUAUCCAUUCUCCUCACAAGCAAGUUGCAGUUAUAUCAGGUGGUGGAUCCGGUCAUGAGCCUGCACAUGCUGGCUACACCGGCAAGGGCAUGCUGGCUGCAUGCAUCGCAGGCGACAUCUUUGCCAGUCCCAGUGCAAAGCAGAUUUUGAAAGGAAUUGGACUCGCGUCUUCUCCAAACUCUUUCCCCCAAUCCCAAAAGCCUCCCGCCAAAGAUCUAUCAGAUAGUUCCGCCCCUGAAGGGAGCUUGAAACCUCAGCUGGACGUCCUCGCAAUCAUCAACAAUUAUACUGGAGAUAUUCUCAAUUUCGGACUGGCAAUCGAAAAGGCCCGCGGCACCAUGCCGGGAACGAGAAUUGAAAGCGUCGUUGUGGCAGAUGACGUCUCCCUUCUCCCUCAAAACCGUCAACACGCCCUUCAGGAUAGUGGUUCUGGCACAACGAACAAGCUUGUCGGGCCUCGCGGACUCGGUGCUAAUAUCCUCGUCUGCAAGAUUCUCGGUGCUUUAGCUGAGCGUGGUGCGUCUCUUGAUGUUGUGAAAGCCAUGGGGGAUGCAGUGGUUGGAAAUUUAUACAGUAUCGGAGUCGGACUGGAGCAUUGUCAUGUCCCAGGACAUUUAACCGAGAAAAAUCGCGCCCUGGGAAAGGGGGAAUGCGAAGUCGGAUUAGGGCUACACAAUGAACCCGGAGUACGUAGGAGGGAGAUAGGGUCACCGGCAGAAUUGAUAGGGGAGAUGUUCGAGAUGCUGUUCCGGUCGGGAGCACGGGGAAAGGAGGGUGGAAUCAUGAAAGGAACUGACGAAAUGAAGUUACAGGCAGAGUGUAAAGAAGGAACUGUGCUUUUCAUCAACAACCUUGGUGGGAUGUCGCAGUUAGAGAUGGGUGCUGUGGUGGAUGAUGUCCUCCAAAGACUUGCACUAUAUUCAAUUCGACCGAAAAGACUGUACUGUUCGUCGUAUAUGACUUCGCUUAACGCUCCCGGGUUUUCUAUCUCCAUCCUCAACCUUCCCGGUACUUCAAACGCCUUUCGAUCGAAUCUUGGCGGUCGGAUUUCGUCAGAGGAGAGCGAAAUUACCGUCGAAGAACUACUUGACAUGCCAACCGAUGCAUACGCGUGGGUGGGGGCUCGUAACAGUUGGCCAGCGCAUGGGACUGACGGUUUGGGGACCUCCCAUUCUGAUCAUUUGGGAUCUACGACAAAUUUAUCGAGCACUAAUGACUCUAGUAUACCCAUUCGCCCUACAGAUGUCGUCGAUAUCGAGGAGAGUCCUGCUGGAAGAAAUGAUAGGAUUCAGAAUGCGAUACGGGGCGCUUGUUUGAGGGUCAUAGAGAUCCACGAACAGCUGACGGAAUUCGAUACCGUUGUCGGUGAUGGUGACUGUGGGGACACGUUCAAGGCUGGUGCACUCGCUAUCAUGAACGCUCUCGACAAUGGUUCACUCAAGAUCCAGAAAUAUAUGGAUUCGGUCAUCUAUGGAAUUGCUGAAAUUAUAGAAGAUGUGAUGGGAGGGACCAUUGGUGCUUUGCUUGCUAUUUUUCUCCAGGCUCUUGCUGUGUCAGUGACGCAAGACCGUGUAGAACAUCCAAACUCGGAGGUUCGAUGGGGGUACGCGUUGCAAUACGCCAAGGACACUUUAUCACGAUACACACCAGCUGAGGUAGGAGAUCGCACAAUCGUCGAUGCUUUGGGCCCGUUCUGUGCGACCAUGGCACAUACCAUCGUUGCUGGAGCAAAUGACUCCAGUGCGACCGUGGAAGAUACUAACAGCAAGGACAACACAUGGAAAAGCUUGAUAGCUAUGCUAGUGGAAGCAACAAAGCAGGCGCGUAUAGGAGCUGAGAAGACUAGGGGGAUGGCUGCUCAUUUGGGACGAGCAGCAUACGUUGCUUCUGCAAGUUCUUCAACAUCUACCUCAGCUGGUGCUGUGGAAUUGCCUCCAGAUCCUGGCGCAUGGGGUGUCUGUGCGAUCUUGGAGGGUUUUCUAGAUGGACUUAGGACGUAA